Heterotrigona itama is the source of this 1428-nucleotide messenger RNA. NCBI's taxonomy places the organism in Eukaryota, Metazoa, Arthropoda, Insecta, Hymenoptera, Apidae. The record is from the annotation of a GenBank genome assembly.
GCAUUUUAGAUAAAGAUAUUGCACACAACAUGCGACACAUGCGCGUGCGCGUCGAUUAACAAAAUUUCAAGGUGGUUUUUAAUUAGUUUCGUGGCAUUGUGUCCAUUCAAAAAAAGUGUCGUAAUUUUGUUUUAAAAACAACUAUACGCAUUGUGUUAUACAUCGUACGUUAUAUAUGCGUCACACACGCGUAUUAUAUAUAGGGAAAAACCGCGAUGAAGCUCGCUCGUUGAGUUUAAUUCGACUGCAAGUGCGAUGGUGCAGGAGCUCGAAGUUCAAAGCGGGAAGUCAACCGUUAACAAAAAGACCGCCGUGGUCGACUGGAUCGAUUACAUCGACUCGUCGAUUACGUAUGACGAAUUCUUCUCGAAAUACCUAGUGGAGAACAAGCCCUGUAUCUUCAAGUCGAGUAUAACAGAGAAUUGGUCGUGCAAGAGGCAAUGGAAUUUAGAUGGUGCGCCGGACUUCGACGUUCUCGACAUAUCGUUUGGAGAUUGCGUGGUGCCAAUCGCUGAUUGCAAAACGAGGUAUUACAAUUCACAAUCCAAAGACGACAUGAGAAUGAAGGACUAUCUGAAUUACUGGAUGGACUAUGCCAAGAAUAAUUACCCGGAUUCUAUGCCGCUUCUAUAUCUGAAAGACUGGCAUUGCCAGAAGCUGUUUCCCAAUGCUCCUAUGUACACUGUACCUGAGUACUUUGCAUCCGACUGGUUGAAUGAGUAUUACAUGGCACAUCCUGACUUGAACGAUGAUUACAGAUUUGUGACACCAUUGCAUGCAGAUAUAUUUGGAUCCUACAGUUGGUCUGCUAAUAUAGUUGGAGAAAAACGUUGGCUACUCUUUCCACCAGGUCAGGAAGAUUUUCUUAGGGAUAUACAUGGUCAGUUGAUAUACGAUGCGAUGUCCAAGGAACUUGAAAACUAUGCUGUGUACAAGGCCUACGACAAGCGAGCAAUAAAAUAUAUCGACGUGAUUCAGAAAGAAGGCGAAAUUAUAUUUGUGCCAUCUGGAUGGCAUCAUCAAGUUUGGAAUAAAGAGGAUACCGUUUCCCUUAACCAUAAUUGGAUCAAUGGCUGUAAUAUUAUGAACGUAUGGCACGGAUUGAAAAAGGAAUUGAAUUCUGUAAUGAAAGAAGUUAGUGACUGUAAGGACAUGAGCAAUUGGGCAGAACAAUGUCAAUUAAUAUUGAAAUCAACAUACGGAAUGGAUUAUAAUUUGUUUUUUGAUUUUCUGAAGUACAAACUUGGACUUAAUCACUGCAUAUUUGAUCUGCAUUCAAUAAAAUUGACGUUAAUAGAUUUUAUUAAUGAGAUGGAAGAGAAGUCCAUUUAUUAUCUGAUCUGUGAAAAGCAGCAGGCUCAUAAAUUGUUAAAUAAGAUUUUAUUGUUUUUACAAUCGUACGAUUCAACUGCUCAUACGUCCACAUGA